AUGGGGAGUUGUCUAGAAGAUUACCGGCGGUCGACGGUGAAGGAGAUAGCUGAAGGGACGAUCACAGUGAGAGAUCGAGAGAGAAAUUGGUUCAGAGGCACCACUGCAAAAGAUGGUCGUCGGUACCUGUUUGCUGGGUUAAAACCCUAUACCGACGACGUGUCGUUGGCCCUGCACUUUCAAACUUACAAUUUCUUGCAGCGAAAGAAAGACCAAACAUCGAAACCUUCUUCAACAAUGGCAUCAAAUGGCAAUUUACAAGUUCUUAAAGCACUUGACGGAGCAAAAACUCAAUGGUACCAUUUUACUACAAUCAUAAUCGCCGGAAUGGGGUUUUUCACGGAUGCUUACGACCUUUUCUGCAUCUCCUUGGUGACGAAGAUGCUGGGCCGGAUUUACUACCACACCCCAGGCUCUCCGAAGCCCGGAAGUUUACCUCCGAAUGUGUCUGCUGCCGUGAACGGUGUUGCCCUAGUCGGAACCCUUGCCGGACAACUCUUUUUUGGAUGGCUCGGUGAUAAACUAGGAAGGAAGAAGGUCUAUGGCAUUACACUCAUGCUCAUGUGUGUCUGUUCGAUAGCUUCGGGUUUGUCAUUCGGUAGUGAUCCCAAGAUGGUAAUGUCUACUCUUUGCUUCUUCCGGUUCUGGCUUGGAUUCGGGAUCGGUGGUGAUUACCCACUCUCUGCUACCAUCAUGUCGGAGUAUUCAAACAAGAAAACACGAGGAGGUUUUAUCGCCGCCGUGUUUGCAAUGCAAGGUUUUGGGAUUUUAGGCGGCGGGGUGUUUGCUAUUAUUCUGUCUUCGAUUUUUGAUGCCAAGUUCAAAGCUCCGUCGUAUGAGGUUGAUCCGAUUGGGUCCACAGUUCCGGAGGCGGAUUACGUAUGGCGGAUUAUUCUGAUGGUCGGAGCCGUACCAGCGAUUUUGACUUAUUACUGGAGAACAAAGAUGCCGGAAACCGCCCGUUACACCGCCCUGGUAGCCAAAAACGCUAAUCAAGCUGCCAUGGAUAUGUCCAAAGUGUUGCAAAUGGAGAUUCAGUCAGAACAAAAUAAGGUGAUGGAGGGAUCCAACAACAGUUUUGGUCUUUUCAGCAAGGAAUUCCUCCAGCGAUACGGGAAGGCUUUGCUCGGAACAACAAGCACCUGGUUCUUACUUGAUAUUGCGUAUUACAGUCAGAAUUUAUUUCAAAAGGACAUAUUCAGUGCCAUUGGUUGGAUCCCUGCAGCAAAGAAGAUGAACGCCAUUCACGAAGUUUACACAAUUGCUAGAGCUCAAACAUUAAUUGCGUUAUGCAGCACUGUACCUGGAUACUGGUUCACGGUUUUUUUGAUCGACAAGAUGGGACGUUUCAAAAUCCAGCUACUCGGAUUCUCAAUGAUGACAAUCUUCAUGUUUGCGUUGGCAUUCCCUUACAACCACUGGAUUAAACCAGGAAACAACAUCGGAUUCUUGGUGAUGUACUCGUUAACCUUCUUCUUCGCCAACUUCGGUCCAAAUGCCACCACAUUUGUCGUCCCUGCUGAGAUCUUUCCGGCGAGACUGCGGUCCACUUGCCAUGGGAUCUCAGCUGCAUCAGGGAAACUCGGUGCAAUCGUGGGUGCUUUCGGGUUCUUAUACCUGGCUCAGAAUCAAGAUCCGGCGAAGGCUGAUGCAGGAUAUCCGGCGGGGAUAGGUGUGAAGAACGCGCUGAUAGUGUUGGGUGUGAUCAAUUUUUUGGGAACUUUAUGCACGCUUUUGGUACCAGAAUCAAAAGGGAAGUCACUCGAGGAAAUGUCAGGGGAGAAUGAAGAGCAACAACCCAAUGUUGGGGAAGUGUAA
Messenger RNA from Lactuca saligna, 1818 nucleotides. The record is from the annotation of a GenBank genome assembly. Lineage: Eukaryota; Viridiplantae; Streptophyta; Magnoliopsida; Asterales; Asteraceae.